Molecule: messenger RNA, 584 nt
Organism: Paramecium octaurelia
Lineage: Eukaryota; Ciliophora; Oligohymenophorea; Peniculida; Parameciidae
Source: the annotation of a GenBank genome assembly
AAUUCUUUACUUCAAGGAUAUCAAGUAACCUCCUCAUAUAUUUUAUUUAAUAUGAUUUAUAUAGUUUUUAGGCAAGAAAAUGGAGUACAAAGGUAAAUUUGAAAAUCUUACUUUUUAUAUAAUAAGAUAAAUGGUUUAUGGGUAUUUGCUACCAAAUUUUCUAAAUAUGAAAUGAUUACUUUCGGGAGUUUUAAAUUAAAAUGUUAAUCCUUAUAGCUACAUUUUAGAAAAUCUAUAAAAUGCAACAAGAGAGAAAAGGAUACGUACCUGCAUAUUCAAAAAAAAUACUUAUAUUUAUUUGUUAAAGAGGUAAGUUGUUAAUUAUAUUAGAAAUACAAAGAUUUAAACAUAUUGAUAUAAGCUAGUCAUUUCAUUCAAUUGGCUGAAGAAACUUCUUUGCAUCUCAGCUCUCUAAUAUCUUUAUCAUCAUUUAGAAGUAUACAAUAAUCGAUUUUAUAGAAAUUAGGUCUAUGCUUUGGAAGAUUAUCCAAAAAUAUCGAUUAUACAGUCUUUUUAUUUAUUAAGUUAAAUUAAGCAUGAUGUGCUCAAUUCUCAAUAGGAUAAACAUUUUAAAAUAGUAUUGA